UGGCGCGGGCGAGUGGGGGGGCGAGGAGGUGGUGGUGGUGGAGGAGGAGGAGGAGGCGGCGGCGAGAAGAUGGCGACUUCGAACAAUCCGCGGAAAUUCAGCGAGAAGAUCGCGCUGCACAAUCAGAAGCAGGCGGAGGAGACGGCUGCCUUCGAGGAGGUCAUGAAGGACCUGAGCCUGACGCGGGCCGCGCGGCUUCAGCUUCAGAAGCCCCAGUACCUGCAGCUGGGCCCGAGUCGUGGCCAGUACUACGGUGGGUCCCUGCCCAAUGUGAACCAGAUUGGGAGCAGCGCCGUGGACCUGCCCUUCCAGCCCAGCGGAUUUCUGGGGGAGGCCCUGGCAGCGGCUCCUGUCUCUCUGACCCCCUUCCAGUCCUCGGGCCUGGACACCAGCCGGACCACCCGACACCACGGGCUGGUGGACAGAGUGUACCGUGAGCGUGGCCGCCUCGGGUCCCCGCACCGCCGGCCCCUGUCGGUGGACAAGCACGGACGGCAGGCCGACAGCUGCCCGUAUGGCACCGUGUACCUCUCACCGCCCGCAGACAGCAGCUGGAGGAGGACCAACUCUGACUCUGCCCUUCACCAGAGCACAAUGACGCCUGCCCAGUCGGACUCCUUCACGGGGGGGUCCCAGGACGCACACCAGAAAAGAGUCUUGCUGUUGACCGUCCCGGGGAUGGAUGAGGCCACAUCGGAGGCAGACAAGGCCCUGUCCAAGCCGGCCUGGGACGCCAAGAAGACGGGGUCCAGGCCUAAGUCCUGUGAGGUCCCUGGCAUCAACAUCUUCCCAUCCACCGAGCAAGAGAGCACGACGGCCCUGAUCCCAGCCACCCACAACACGGGGGGCUCCCUGCCCGACCUGACUAACAUCCACUUCCCGUCCCCACUGCCAACGCCACUGGACCCCGAGGAGCCCCCAUUCCCUGCUCUCAGUGGCUCCAGCAGCACCGGCAACCUCUCGGGCAACCUGACCCACCUGGGCCUCGGCGGCACCGGCCAGGGGAUGAGCACACCAGGCUCCUCUCCGCAGCACCGGCCGGCCGGCGUCAGCCCCUUGUCCCUGGGCACAGAGGUGAGGCAGCAGCAGGCCCAGCAGGUGUCUCCCUCAUUGUCCCCACUGUCACCCAUCACACAGGCGGUGGCCAUGGAUGCCCUGUCGCUGGAGCAGCAGCUGCCCUACGCCUUCUUCACCCAGGCAGGCUCCCAGCAGCCGCCGCCACCGAAGCCCCAGCCCCCACCCCCGCCGCCACCUGCGUCCCAGCAGCAGCCGCCCCCGCAGGUGCCCGUCGGCCUCCCCCCUGGCGGCCCUCUGAUGCCCAGUGCUAGCCUGACUCGGGGGCCACAGCUGCCCCCACUUUCGGUCACGGUACCGUCCUCUCUCCCCCAGUCUCCCCCAGAGAACUCAGGCCAGCCGUCGAUGGGGAUCGAUAUCGCCUCGGCGCCGGGUCUGCAGCAGUACCGCACUGGUGCUGGCUCCCCCGCCACCCAGUCUCCCACCUCGCCGGUCUCCAAUCAAGGCUUCUCUCCCGGGAGCUCCCCGCAACACUCUUCCACCCUGGGCAGCGUGUUUGGGGAUGCGUACUAUGAGCAGCAGAUGGCGGCCAGGCAGGCCAAUGCUCUGUCCCACCAGCUGGAGCAGUUCAACAUGGUGGAGAGCGCCAUCAGCCCCAGCGGCCUGUACAGCCCGGGCUCCACGCUCACCUACUCACAGGCAGCCAUGAUGGGGCUGGCGGGCAGCCCCGGGAGCCUGCAGGACGCGCAGCAGCUGGGCUACGCCGGGCACAGUGCCAUCCCCAACAUCAUCCUCACAGUGACAGGAGAGUCGCCCCCGAGCCUCUCCAAAGAACUGACCAGCACCCUGGCUGGGGUCGGUGACGUCGGCUUCGACCCCGACAACCAGUUCCCCUUGGACGAACUCAAGAUCGACCCCCUGACCCUCGAUGGACUGCACAUGCUCAACGACCCUGACAUGGUCCUGGCUGACCCAGCCACCGAGGACACCUUCCGGAUGGAUCGGCUGUGAGUGGCCACGCCUGGCACCCUGCCAUCACCACCACCGGCAUCUCCCAGAGCUGGGGACGGCGCAUCUGUCCCUCGCCAACGGCCGAGCUUGUGAUUCUGAGCUUGCAAUGCCGCCGAGCGCCCCCACCAGCCCCCGUUGUCCACCUCCUGCCGCUGCCCAGUGCCCGGGCCAGGCUGGGACAGCCCCUGUGCUCGACCCCUGGUGUCCCCUGUAAGAUGCGGACCGUGUUGCUCCCAGCGUGGGGGCCGGGCAGGCUGGGGUGGGGGCGUCCGUGGGCCGGGCGGAGGUGCAUUUUCCGACUGUUGUUCAGCUCUCACUGCCUUCCUUGGUCCCUGGUCCCCACACCCUCGCGCCGCCUGUCCCCAGCCUUGGCCAGGUACCUCUCAGGAGAGCAUGGGGAGCAGGGGCGGGCGCGGAGUGAAAUAAACACUAUCGAUGGCUGAGUCCUUCCGUGGCAGAGCGUGGAGUGUAGACGGUCGUGCCCUGCCCAGCGGUGCCCCCGCCCGCCCGUCUCCACCGCACCCCAGCCAGGUUUUCCGGGCCACUUUCCUCGGAGCAGCCUAGCUGGGCCCGCAGCACGCAGAGGCAGGGCUGGCUCCGCCCAUGCCCAGGGGUGGGCGGGGUUUGGCGGGAAUCUUCCCGGUAGGUUUUUGUUCUAAGGUCUGUAUUUAUGUUUUGGUUGUAGACAAGUAGCUGAACCCUUCCAGCCCACGCCUGCCUGAGAGCAUGUUUUUCUCCUCCUGAGAUCCCCCACUGCCUAUCUUUGAAGCUAACUGGAAAUGUGGGUGCAGAGCCACCCUCACCCGAGCCCCAGCCGCACCCCAGGCCUUUUUAGUUUCGCUCCCAAAUUCCCUUAAAGAAGAAAGAGCUGCUUCCUUCCAGGCUGGUGGGGACAGGCAGGGACUUCUAGAAGCUCUUGGGAGCCCAGGUCCUCCUUUAACAAGGCCACGCGGUGACUUCCGGGGGGAGCCUUGGCUUUUAUUGAAUGCCCCUCAGGCCCCCCCGCCCCCGGGUGCCCACCAGGCCCCGGAUUGGGCACCUUAAAGCCCCUUCCACCACCAGCAGCACCCAGGGCCUCUGCACUGGGGUGUCAGGUCUGGCAGAAAGAGCGAGCCCCAAGGUCAGGCUGUCCCUCAUGUGGCCCCCCAGAGCCAGGGCAGGGCUGGCACUAUCUCUCUGCACCGGCUGCUCAGCUCCCAGCCCCGUCCCUUCUGCCGGGCAGCUGUCCCCAGGCCACCCCUCUGCCUCUGCGCCAGGAUGAGGCGUGGACACCGAGACCGGACUGUGUCAGCAACAGGUCACCAGGUACUUGGAGGGCCCUCUGGAGGCCGGGAUGACAGAGGGCACAGCAGGCGUGGCAAGGUUUUCCGCCGCCCGCUCGGGGCGAGGAGCCCUGGUUUUCCACCCAAGUUGGUCCUCGAGGCUCUGGUGGCCGCCUGCCAGGCUGGCCUCCUGCUUGGUGUUUGUGUUGUGGAAGCCGCGCCUCGGCCAGGGUCUGGCACCCUGCCGCACGUGAUCCCAGCACAGUCUCCCUCCCCUGGCGCCUCUGCAACACCUACCUGGGUGAAGGCUGCUCCUCCUUGGCCACUGCGCUGCGGCCUUGUCACCCUGAGUCCUGGGGACACAGCCCCAGUGCCCUCACCUGCCCAGGCCACAGGCCAGUCUCUCGCUGUAGGUUAAGCUGGGGGCAGAGUGGGAACUUUUUUAUUUAAGAAAAACCACUUGUAUAUAGGGUUUGAUUACCAUUAGACUUGUAUGUAGAACUUUUUAAAAAUGGCCUUAAUAAAAUGACAUGCAACCCA
Messenger RNA from Heterocephalus glaber (naked mole-rat), 3827 nucleotides. It is a transcript of the gene Crtc1, whose product is annotated as CREB regulated transcription coactivator 1. The record is from RefSeq and is a predicted model, not a curated record. Gene Ontology annotation, biological process: positive regulation of transcription by RNA polymerase II; protein homotetramerization. Gene Ontology annotation, cellular component: nucleus; cytoplasm. Lineage: Eukaryota; Metazoa; Chordata; Mammalia; Rodentia; Bathyergidae. Gene Ontology annotation, molecular function: cAMP response element binding protein binding.